GUCUCUGAGAAGAAGGUGUUUCAAGAGCAGGCCCAAGCCAGCUUCUGGGGCGUCACUGUGUGCGGGAUGAGCGGCUGGCUGAAACCCAACGCUCACCGACUGUGGUCUCUUGUGCUUGUGACCCUUCGCACUGUUGAGCUGGGCCUCGCCACGCAGCAUCUCCUUGAAUCCCUUGCCGGCUGCUGGAUCUCAAUCUUUGUGUUGAGGAGACGACUCCUGUCUGCCAUGUCGCUCAUUUUUCAGGCUGCUGCUGCCGGGGAUCCCAAUGUCAUUGUGAGGCUGUCGCCCGAGCUCCGUGCCGAGCUGGCCAGCUUCGCCCUCCUUGGGCCUUUGUGUGCAGUGAACCUCAGAGCUCAGGUCGACCCUUCCGUGACAGCGACCGAUGCCUCGUCCAGCCACCAAGCCGCAGCUAGGGCGCCGCUGCCCCAGCCGAUCGCCGACGAAGCCUAUCGGCACAGCAUCCAGAAAGGCGCCUGGACUCGGCUCCUCACUCCGCAGAGCGCGUGGCUUCGAAGCCAUGAUCUCCUUGAGCCAUUGAGCGAGCUCCCUGGCGACGAUGAAGGGUACCGCGCUUCGCCUUUGUACUGCGCCCUCGCCGCGCUGCUGUUCGGCAUUGACAGUCAGGUCACCAUCGGCUGCAUUGCAAAGGGACGGUCGGCGAGCCCCCGUCUAAACCAGCUUUUGGCAAGGUCGAUCCCGGAGGUGCUGGGGUUUCAGUCUUAUCCGGCACCCUUGUACUUUCCCAGCAAGCUGAACCCCUCCGACGAUCCCACAAGAGGGUUGGCAGUCAGAGGCCCGGCAAUGGAGUUACCGAGCUGGUGGCUCCGCGUGCUUGAAGGUGACCCCUCUGAGCUCGACCGCGUCAUGAAGCAGAGCGGCUUCGGGCCAGGCGAUCAGGACUUCGACCAGGAUCUUCUUUAUCUUUUGGGCGGCGCCGAGGCCUCCGUGCUGCAGAGCGCCAAUGCUCGCCGAGUCGAAGCUUCUAAAGCCCCAUUUGUCUGCGCGAGCCGUCGCCGCUUCGAACGCGAGCGCGCUGUUUUUGGCUACCAGCGCCCCGAGCUCCCUGGUGCCGGGGACCGUUUGGAUCCUGAGAUUUCCGAGCUCCUUGCCGAGUUCUCCGCGCGGCUCUACCUUCAUCGUGGCAGCCUUCCUGACCUCAGCCGUCCAGGUGCACUUGAAGUUUUCUCCGAGCGCGGCCGUGGGGGCAGAGAGCUCAUCGUUUGUGGGUGCCCUUGGGUGUUGUGCUUUCGCAGUGGGCACUCCGACGAGCGUGACCUCGACACCUCUGAGUUGCGCGGGAAGCUCCUUCGGCUUUUAAAGGCGCGCGCUUUCCUUGGGUUUUGCGCGAGCCCCUACGGAGCCUCGCUGUCGCGCGCCUGCCUGCCUCGUGCAAGGUCCACUGCUGAGCCGGCCGGCCUCCGCCACCUCGCUCCAGCCACUCACGGCAAGGUCAUCCGCGACAACUCUCGGGCUGUUUGGAUUCGAUGUUUGACAGAUGCCUGCCUUGAUCUCGGCCUCACCUUUUGGGUCGACUGCCCUGACUCCUCCUGGUGGUGGUGUCUGCCCGGCUGGUCCGAUGCCAUGCCUCCCUCAGCGGCCUGCUGUUGUGUGAUCGACCUGGCCAUCGAUAAGCCUCGGGGUUUUUAUGCCGCCUUAGCCUUGGCCUUCAGUUCCCGCUGCGGGUGGAUAGGGGAAGCUUCGAAGCCAGGGCUCCGUGUGCCCCAGCCGAGGGAUCCCCGUGUGGACUUGGAGACCCGGCCUCUGUACUCCUCCACUUCCCACCACCUUGGCCUUCGUGCUUGGACUUCUUUCCUCGCCUGGUGCGCCCUCUCCCUCACGUUCGACCCGGUCGACUCGUUCGUUAGCUGCCCUGCCCUCCUCGCCAUGGUUCUGCGAUCAUAUGGAAAUUUCCUGUACCGUAGCGGUGGAUCUCUGCAGACUUACAGAUAUGCCAUCCUCGCGGCGCAGCGCCUGACUUGGAGCAUCCGCGGCCAUCUGGGGCCGGCUUGGGAAUUGGCAACUAGGUGGGAACGGCUGCAACCCGUGCAGCACAGGACGCCGAUCCCGGAGGUCAUCGUGCAAGCUCUAGUUGUUCUCGCCUGGGCCAAGGGCUACAGAAGAUGGGCAGGCGUUACCCUGCUCGCCUUCUAUGGCCUGGCUCGCAUUGGUGAAGUUCUUAAGUGCGAACGGUCCCACCUUCUGCUGCCUUCGGACCACCUCUCCGAACUGCAAGUCGUCUUCUUGAAGCUGGACAAGGCCAAGAGCUCUUCGCGCGGAGGCGCUCAGGUCGGGGACCGGCUUUACCCCUUUGGGCCCGCUACGUACCGAGCGAGAUGGAACUUCCUCAUUGCGGCGUUUGGCUUGAGAUCCUCGGUCUCCGACAUCCAGUGGCGUAUGAGAUUGCAACAUCAACAGACUUUGGGCCACUACCUCCAAGAAGUUGCGGCCCUGAACAGCAUCCUCGAUGCAG
Messenger RNA from Symbiodinium sp. CCMP2456, 2470 nucleotides. The record is from the annotation of a GenBank genome assembly. Lineage: Eukaryota; Dinophyceae; Suessiales; Symbiodiniaceae.